Molecule: messenger RNA, 856 nt
Organism: Ipomoea nil (Japanese morning glory)
Lineage: Eukaryota; Viridiplantae; Streptophyta; Magnoliopsida; Solanales; Convolvulaceae
Product: HMG1/2-like protein
Exons: 8
Coding region: 135-539 (134 amino acids)
Source: RefSeq, a predicted model, not a curated record
AGUGAUACUUUCCACAGUGUAUGAUAGGACUUAAGUCCGUAUAUUCUUCCCAAAAUAUCUUCACUCGCUCUUUCUCAUCUCUCUUUCCUGCCUCUCAACCCUAACCCUAGCUUUCUCUCUGCAACAAAUUCAUCAUGAAAGGAGGAAAAUCGAAGGCCGACUCAAGAAAAACGGACAACAAGCUUGCAGUGAAGAAGGGGAAGAAUGUGAAGGAUCCCAAUAAGCCUAAAAGACCUGCCAGUGCUUUCUUCGUUUUCAUGGAACAGUUCAGGAAAGAUUACAAGGAAAAGCAUCCUAAGAACAAAUCAGUUGCUGCUGUUGGAAAAGCUGCUGGAGAUAAGUGGAAAUCCAUGUCUGAAAAGGAGAAAGCGCCCUACAUAGCUAAGGCAGAGCAGCGCAAGGAGGACUACAACAGACAGAUGGAAGCUUACGACAAGAAAAUGGAGGGAGGUGAUGAGGAAGAGUCUGACAAGUCCAAGUCUGAGGUGAAUGAUGAUGAGGAAGACGGCAGUGGAGAGGAGGAGGAUGAUGACGAGUGAACACUUCUGGUAGGAUGAUAGUGUGCUUAUGGAGCUGUUCUUGAUGUUUUAGCAGUUGACCUGGCUAGUAUUAUAUUUAGGAUUGUUGUUUGUUUAAGGAUAUGUUGCCCUUUAUUUUGUCCGUUCGUUUAGUGACUUGUAUGUAGCUCCUUAUUAGAAUCGGAUUUAACUUGGUAACAGCUUAUAGCUUCUGUAGUGCACGCUGUUCAUCUUCUACUUGGUACGAUGGGUUGGAAGCUUGUUCCUCCCAUCGUUGGAUUGUUUAUAUUUUGUAUUAUGAAUGUGUUACAUUUGCCCGUCUCAUCUUCUUAGCUCUA